AAGCAAGUGUUUCACUCAUCAUUUUAUGUGUUAUAGAUUGCCCACUCGAAAACCAUAUAUUAUCAUUGCAAACUUUAGAAACUGAAAACAUGUCUCUGAAGGGUGAGCUGGAGACUGUCAUAGAAACUAAAAACAUGUCUCCGAAGGGUGAGCUGGAGACUGUCAAAGAAACUAAAAACAUGUCUCUGAAGGGUGAGCUGGAGACUGUCAUAGAACUUAAAUCAUCUCCUGAGAAGUUCUUCGGUGUCUGGAAGACCCAAGCCUAUCAUAUCCCCAACCACUCUCCUGACAAUAUCCAUGCAGUUGAUAUGCAUGAAGGUGAAUGGGAAACUGAGGGUUGUAUCAAGAUCUGGAAGUACAGUAUAGAUGGAAAACAGGAGGUCUUUAAAGAGAAGGUGGUAGUGGAUGAAGAAAAGAACACACUGGCUCUCACUGGCCUGGAAGGAGAUGUCAUGACUAGAUACAAACUAUUCAAUCCCACCUAUCAUCUUACACCAAAAGGUGAUGGAAGCUUGGCCAGGCUGAUCGUUGAAUAUGAGAAACUGAACGAGAAUAUCCCAGUGCCAGACAAGUACAUGGAUUUCAUGAUAACUGUUACCAAAGAUAUCGAUGCAAGUCUUAUGAAGGCAUAAUAAUGGAAAGAAGAGACAAUCUUUCCUUUUGAAGGAAGACCUCCUUGAAAGACUUACCUCCUGUUUAUAAAUCCGUGUAAUCAAUAA
Messenger RNA from Populus euphratica (Euphrates poplar), 719 nucleotides. RefSeq names its product MLP-like protein 43. The record is from RefSeq and is a predicted model, not a curated record. Gene Ontology annotation, biological process: defense response. Bases 90 to 632 code for a protein of 180 amino acids. Lineage: Eukaryota; Viridiplantae; Streptophyta; Magnoliopsida; Malpighiales; Salicaceae. The transcript is spliced from 2 exons.